This is a messenger RNA of Sphaerulina musiva SO2202, 5334 nucleotides long. RefSeq lists its product as uncharacterized. Lineage: Eukaryota; Fungi; Ascomycota; Dothideomycetes; Mycosphaerellales; Mycosphaerellaceae. Bases 270 to 4814 code for a protein of 1514 amino acids. The transcript has 10 exons. Gene Ontology annotation, biological process: phosphorylation; phosphorelay signal transduction system. Gene Ontology annotation, molecular function: phosphorelay sensor kinase activity. The record is from RefSeq and is a predicted model, not a curated record.
CACAAACCCCUUCCUGGUGGUGAAGACCGCGCUCUCACUGUCCUGCUCACGCGGAUUUAGACCUAUACCGGCGGGCCUCGCUGCUCUCGUCAGACACACUCACAACGGCAGCCUCAGGCUCUCGCAUCUCGGGGUCCCCCAAGGCUCGCUACCUAUAGUACCUUACUAGCACUGUCGGAGCGCGUCACAUCAUGCAGACCGGGGUAUCCUCCACUGUGAACUGCUAGCGCCGACGACAAAGUCCCGAUGGAUAUGCCCUCGACCUAGGAAUGAAGGGCUCCAACGAGCCUUCUAUCUUCACCUCCAAGGACAGCCUGAACGACCGCCCACUGCCACCGAACCCUCCUCCGCUACACUUCCUGCACAACGUGCGCUCCUCCUCUCCCUUCCGCCGACCCACCUCUCCUCUUCUUCCGCCGCAGACGGCUGCUAGUGGUCGCUCUGCGAGCGCAACGAGAGAUUCUGUCGGGGCUCCGUCUGCUGCGAGUCCCAGUCGACGUCAUUCUGGACUAGCAGCCGCAGAUACUGACCGGACGCCAUCGAUAUGGAACUCCUUCUCUAGGCGCUCCACCAGCCCUCGAAAGGAGUCUUCGCGAUAUACGGGGACGAGUCGUGAGGGAUUUGCGACACCUUGUGCAGAGCAGCUGUCAUUGCUUCACGACCAACCUUCCACGCCGACGAGUCGCUCGAAGCGAAAGCUCGGCCUCGACCCGACGCCAGUCGAGCACGCCCCUUCGCCUCAGCGCUCGCGCAAGCGUGCAAAGCUGCGACCGCGCUUUAAGCAUAGCCUCAACGGGAGCGCAUUUGGCCCGCCAGACGGCCUAUCGGUCGAGGGGCCGUCCUCUCCUCUCUUCUUCAGCAAUAGCCCUCGAGCGCGUCCAGAGCUGCCACGCUUCUUGUCAGGCGAGGCAGCAGCAAGAGCAACCGACAUGCUGUCGAAGGCUCACAGCGAGGAAGGCCACAUUAAGACAGUGAGCCUGGCUCGUGGGACCGUAUCCAGCCCCGCUGCUGGCUUGGGUUCGACGGGCGCGCCAUCCCAUCGUAAAAGCUUGGAGCGCACCAUCACACAGCGGAGUAGCUCCGACGGUGGACUCCACAAUGUACAAGAAGGUCAUGAUGGGACGAGUGGAAUACUCAAUUCAAUCGGGAUAGUGGAGUUGCUGGAGCAAGACGAAAGACCAACGUUCAUCGUGGAUUUGGGCGAUAGUGCCAAUUAUGGCUCCGGUCCGCUACACCCCGUCUUCUCCAAUUCAUCUCUGCGGUCGCACGAAGGAAUGCAGGCGUCAAUAACUGGGAUGACUUCUCGUGAAGCAUCACGAGGAUCGCAGACGUUCCUCCAAUUCAAGUCUUGGCUCUUGAGCGCAUCUGUCAAUGGCGAAAGCCUGAACGUCUGUCUGCCUCCUUUUCCAUACCUAUCUAUGACCUGGAGUUGUUCCACAUUACGCAAAAGGCUUCGGGUCAUUAGUGGGACUUUGGACUCAACCUCGUCCAAUUCCAAGUCGUCUUCCGCAGCUGCAUUUGAGUUGAGCGCGCCUCCGUCAGAAUUAUUGCCUCGUAGGACGCCUGCAGAACCCCCUGACUAUUUUGGUGCAACAGCUCCGACCAAGAAUGUCAAUGCUACAGGCGCAGGUCGCUCUGGUGCCCCCGAUAUCAUGCCCACCAUCGAGGCGCAACAGCUCGACCCCGAGAUACUACAAGAUGCUCAAAAACUCACCCUCCUGGCGGACAUUGAUCUUUCUGGCGCCACUCAGCUCCUGCCCAGUGCAAACACCCAAAUUCCGGUGGUUUCAUCCGAUGCGCCGUCUUUCGACUGGACGAGACUACCCGUGUCCGACACUAUGCCUCGCCACAUCCAGUUCGCACGCAGCAUAGAUUGGGCCUCCACCAGCCUUGGCCCUAUCGAGAAUUGGUGUGCGAAUCUGCGUCAGGCCGUGAACCUCAUCAUGGCGUCUCCCCACCCCGCAGCAAUGUACUGGGGAGACGACCUGAUCGCGAUAUACAAUGAGGCAUACAUCUUACUUGCUGGCCAGAAGCAUCCGAGUUUGAUGGGUACGAGUUACAGAGUGGCAUGGGCAGAAAUUUGGGACGAAGUUAAGGAUGUUUUCGCCAACGCCAAGUCGACAGGAGAGGCCACAAUGAAGGACGACGACUGCCUCUUCAUCCGAAGAAGUGACCAUCUCGAAGAGUGUUACUUUUCGUGGUCCAUCAUUCCCAUGGUGGGCAGCGAUGGGAGCGUCAUGGGCCUUUAUAAUCCUGCAUUCGAGAAGACCAGAAGGAAGAUUGCGGAACGAAGGAUGCUGACGUUGCGCGAGAUUGGCGAAAGGACUGCGACUGCUCGGGAUGUCAAGGCGUUCUGGUCGCAGGUCCUCGGGUCAUUCGAGUUCAACGAGCACGACUCCCCUUUUUUGCUUCUCUACUCCGUCACCGAAGACUCAGACAGUGAUGCGAGUAGUAUUCAAUCCGGAUCUAAUUUUUCCUCGCGGCAGUGCAUACUCGAGGGCGCUCUGGGACUCCCAGAGGGUCAUCAAGCAGGUCCUGAUCAUAUCGACCUGCGAGCUGGCAUGGAAGGCUUUGGUCCAGUCUUUCGGGAAGUCAUCAAGACCGACAAGCCCGUUCUGUUGGAGGUAGGGAGUCGGGAUCUGCCCGCGAGCCUGGUGACUGGUUUAGAGUGGCGUGGUUUCGGAGAUCCUGUGGAUGCCGUCGUAGUGUGCCCGAUCCGUCCCACGACAGGGGAAAACGUACUGGGAUUCCUGGUUCUGGGGGUCAAUCCACGACGGCCCUACGACGACGAUUACAGCCUGUUUAUCCAGCUCCUGAGUCGGCAGCUGGGCACCUCGCUUGCUUCUGUGGUAUUGUUUGAGGGGGAGAUCAGACGAGGGCAGAGGGCUGCGCAGCUUGCGGCACUGGAUCGUAUAGAACUAUCGGAGCAGUUGGCUCAACGUACAAGGGAGGCUAUAGACAGUGAGACCAAGUUCACACGCAUGGCGGAGUUUGCCCCGGUCGGUAUGUUCAUUGCCAACAGCGAGGGCAAAAUCACAUUUGCAAACGAUACAUGGUACGACAUUUCGAGAGUGCCGAAGAAUGCCAGCAUGGCCGACACGUGGACGGACGCGGUGAAACCAGAAGAUUUGCAUAUUGUGCAAGAACUGUGGACGGAGCUGGUGAUCAACGUCAAGCCAGUUUCCAAAGAGUUCAGAUUCAAGGCGCAAUGGCGAGACGGCAAUGGCGAGAGCAGUGACACGUGGGCCCUCUUUUCCGGGUACCCAGAACAAUACCCAGAUGGAAAGUUGAAAUCAAUAUUCGGCAGUAUUACAGACAUCAGUCAACAGAAAUGGGCAGAAGGACUCCAGACUCGAAAGAUGGAAGAAGCUGUUGAGCUGAAGCGACAACAGGAGAAUUUCAUUGACAUUACCUCGCACGAGAUGCGCAAUCCCCUUUCCGCCAUCUUACAAUGCGCCGACGACAUCGCAACAUCACUCACCAAAUUCCGCCACGGCGGUGAGCGGACCAUCUCCGACGAGCUGCUCGCCAGCUGUUUGGAUGCGGCACAGACGAUCAGUCUUUGCAGUCAGCAUCAAAAGCGGAUCGUCGACGACAUUUUAACUUUGAGCAAGCUGGAUUCAGCAUUGCUGCUCGUCACUCCCGUUGAUGCAGAACCCCUGACCGUUGUGCGCAGAGCUCUCAAGAUGCACGAAGGGGAACUCCAGGCGGCAGAUAUUCAGAUGAAGCUCGUUGUUCAUAUGUCCUUCCGCCAGCUCAACCUUAAUUGGGUGCGGUUCGAUCCCAGUCGAGUGCUCCAAGUGCUUAUUAACUUAACGACAAACGCGAUCAAAUUCACUGGGACAGAAGAUCGUCGCACCAUCACCGUCACCAUAGGAGCUUCUGUGCAGCGUCCUAGUGAUCAGCCAGAUGCUCCCGUCAAGUACUUUCCGACUCGUAAAAAGGACAAGGACAUACUUCCUGAGCAUGAAUGGGGCACCGGCGAGAAGGUCUACAUCCACUUCGCGGUGCGCGACACGGGCCGUGGCCUGUCUGCCGAGGAGAAAAAGCUGCUCUUUAUUCGCUUCUCCCAGGCUUCGCCCCGCACCCAUGUCCAGUAUGGUGGCUCUGGAUUGGGCCUCUUCAUCAGCAGAGAAUUGACGGAGCUCCAAGGCGGUGAGAUUGGGGUCGAAAGUGAAGCGGGCGAAGGAUCCACCUUCGCCUUCUUUGUUGCUGCCCGUAGGAGCAGUCGGCCGGUUGAUAGCGCCCACGACGCUUCCGGCGUCAAGCGCGCCCCAGCCCAGGCAGUGAAGGCGCAGAGCAAGGCGGUUCCCUCACCUCAAGGUGCCCAUGUCCAGCCCGCCCAAGGCACAGGUGACGACCAGGUCAAGUCUGCGCGUCCUCAAGUCACCAAGGUGCUUAUCGUAGAAGAUAAUCUUGUCAACCAGAAAGUGUUGCGUAAGCAGCUCACCAAUCGAGGCAUGGAAGUCCAUGUUGCGAACCAUGGAGGAGAAGCACUGGACAAGCUGAUGCAGUCGACAUAUUGGCGUGAUGCCGCCAGCAUGACAGACCGGCUCGAGAUCGGCGUGGUCCUCAUGGACCAGGAAAUGCCAGUCAUGGACGGCUUGACGGCAACCCGCAAGAUCCGAGAGUAUGAAGCACAAGGAAAGCUUACAGGACAUAUACCCAUUAUUGCUGUGACGGCCAAUGCGCGGUCGGAGCAGAUUGCGGCCGCACUCCAUGCGGGAAUGGAUGAUGUCGUCUCGAAGCCGUUUCGAAUCCCAGAUCUUGUGCCCAAGAUCGACGAGCUCUUGGAGCAGUACCCGUUGCCGUGAUGGGGAUGGGGAUGAUGCAGCUGAGAAACAGGACCUCGAGAGUGGUGAGGGAUUGACGACAGGUCAGUCAAGCGAGGGAAGUCAACAGAAGAUUCUAUAGCGGCGGGUGCGAUGACAGAAGCACCCGGUUUUAAUGAAAGUGCUGGUUGCCGACCAUUUUACUCGCAGUGUGCUCAACCAUGGCACUGGAACGCGAAGAAGGAGUAACUAGGUCAGGUACUGAUAACAGCGAGGCUACAACUUUCAGCUCUCGGCGAUGGAUGGUCGAAAAACGCCACGCAAUCAACGAUGCAGCCUUGCGAGAGCAACUGCAUAUCUAGGUAUCUAUUGAAGUGGUCUGUACUUUCUUACUGCAUGCAUGAAUGUAUACCUCAUGCAUGAAUGCAUGAAUGCAUAUGAAAGGCUGGCCGGACUGACCCCACGCAAGUUACACGGCGUGUACGUCUGUCCGUCUCGGACACGAACACGUCAAGGGUGUACAGCAGUAGUACAUUACCACUCCAGAUACACACAUACAUAC